Messenger RNA from Camarhynchus parvulus, 315 nucleotides. It is a transcript of the gene NOP10, whose product is annotated as NOP10 ribonucleoprotein. The transcript has a single exon. The annotation marks the transcript as partial. Gene Ontology annotation, cellular component: box H/ACA snoRNP complex; box H/ACA telomerase RNP complex. Gene Ontology annotation, biological process: positive regulation of telomerase RNA localization to Cajal body; ribosome biogenesis; snRNA pseudouridine synthesis. Gene Ontology annotation, molecular function: box H/ACA snoRNA binding; telomerase RNA binding. The record is from RefSeq and is a predicted model, not a curated record. NCBI's taxonomy places the organism in Eukaryota, Metazoa, Chordata, Aves, Passeriformes, Thraupidae.
AUUUGGUAUUUUUGGUGUCUUUGUGUCCCCCAGAAAGUGUCUCCGGCCGGGCUCCCCACCCGCUCUGCCCACCCCGCCCGCUUCUCCCCCGAUGACAAAUUCUCCCGGCACCGCCUGGCCCUGAAGCGCAGAUUUGGGGUUCUGCCCACGCAGCGGGGCCGGACCCUGCUCUGAGAGAGCCCAAAAACCCCGAAAGAGCCCAAAAACCCCGGCGGGAGGAGAUGGAAUCCAGUCCGACCCACCGAACUGCGCUGGAUGGAAGGAAGGGCUUAAAGACGAGGAAAUUGUGAAUAUUAAAGGAUUUGGGAGCUUGGA